Eublepharis macularius is the source of this 2021-nucleotide messenger RNA. Its product is annotated as zinc finger protein 501-like. Gene Ontology annotation, molecular function: DNA-binding transcription factor activity; RNA polymerase II cis-regulatory region sequence-specific DNA binding. Gene Ontology annotation, biological process: regulation of transcription by RNA polymerase II. NCBI's taxonomy places the organism in Eukaryota, Metazoa, Chordata, Lepidosauria, Squamata, Eublepharidae. The coding region runs from base 36 to 1577 and encodes 513 amino acids. The transcript has 5 exons. The record is from RefSeq and is a predicted model, not a curated record.
CAAAAGUCCCUUCUUUGUUUCGCGCUGCUGCUUGCAUGGCUGAAUGGGAAUCUGGUAGCCCAAAAGCAGCCCUGAUGCCUUCUCCAGCCUCUCCUCCACGUGGUGAAGUGGAAGGAGCCGCCAUGAAGCCAGCGCAGGGUCAAGUGUCCUUCGAAGAGGUGGCUGUGCAUUUCUCCAUGGGGGAGUGGAGCCUGCUGAGCCCGGCCCAGAGAUCUCUGUACAAGGAAGUCAUGCUGGAGAAUUUUGGGAACGUGGCCUCUCUGGGAACUCUGAUUGCCAAACCGGACCUCAUAUCCAGGCUGGAGGAAGAGGAGGAGCUACUUAUCGGGUUCUCUGAUGAAGAGGAGAAGGGAGUGGCCGGUGCCUGCCUAGAUGGUGUGUGGGAGGUGGCAACUGAAUAUCCAGUGAUGGAGAGAGAAUACACGUAUUCCGAUGUGGAAGAGAACAUUGAAUAUUGUGGUGCGCUGAGUGUGGUGGAGGGAACAAACCCACUUAAUGAGAGGGAAAAUUGUGAUGUUUUCCAAGGUGACAAUUCUCAAGAAAUGCCACCCCUUCAGAAAAUGUCCAAAGGAGACAAUAGAGAAGAGUGCCCUGGAAGUGCAGAAGGACUUUCUGAAACAGCAGAUACAACUAUACAAUGGAACACCCAUAAUACAAGGGGAAUAUUUACAUGCCUGGCGUGUGGAAAAGGCUUCCCAUGGAGUGGAAGCCUUAUAGCCCAUCAAAGAAUUCACACAGGGGAGAAACCAUAUAAAUGCCUGGAGUGUGGAAAAUGCUUCAGUCAGAGGGGAAACCUUACUGCCCACCAAAGAAUUCACACAGGGGAGAAACCAUAUAUAUGCCUGGAAUGUGGAAAAGGCUUCAUACAGAGUACACAGCUAACCGCCCAUCGCAGAAUUCACACAGGGGAGAAACCAUAUAAAUGCCUGGAGUGUGGAAAAUGCUUCAGACACACAGGAAACCUUACUUCCCACCGAAGAACUCACACAGAGGAGAAUCCAUAUAAAUGCCUGGAGUGUGGAAAAGGCUUCAAACGGCGUGGACACCUAACCGCCCACUGCAGAAUUCACAUAGGAGAGAAACCAUAUAAAUGCCUGGAGUGUGGAAAAGGCUUCAGCGAGAGUGGAAGCCUUACUGCCCACCGAAGAACUCACACAGGGGAGAAUCCAUAUAAAUGCCUGGAGUGUGGAAAAGGCUUCAAUCAGAGUGGAAGCCUUACUGCCCACCGAAGGAUUCACACAGGGGAGAAACCAUAUAAAUGCCUGGAGUGUGGAAAAGACUUCAGACGGAGUGGACACCUAACCACCCACCGCAGAAUUCACACAGGGGAGAAACCAUAUAAAUGUCUCGAGUGUGGAAAAGGCUUCAAUGAGAGUGGAAGUCUUACUGUCCAUCAAAGAAUUCACGUGGGGGAGAAACCAUAUAAAUGCCUGGAGUGUGGAAAAGGCUUCAGUCAGAGAAGCAAACUUACUUCCCACCAAAGAAUUCACACAGGGAGAAACUGUACAAAUGCCUGGAGUGUGGAAAAGGCUUCAGUCAGAGUGGAAGCCUUACUGCCCACCAAAGCAUUCACAUGAAAGAGAAACCAUAAAUUUCUGAAAUGUUGAAAAGCCUUUGGAUGGAAAGAUCCUCUAACUUCCCGUCACAGAAUUCACAUGGGAGAAAUCAUUUAAGGGUCUGGAAUGAGGAAAAAGCUUCAGUGACUUUAAAAGCCUUAUUUUCCACCAAAAAAUUCUCAGAGGGAAUAAAAAAUAUAAAUGCCUGGAGUGUGGGAAAAUCUUCAGUUUGAGUAUACACCUUACUUCUCACUGAAGAAUUCACACAGGGGAGAAACUUUAUCAGAGAUCUGUGUUUGCUGGGGGAGUCCAGACAUUGCCUAGGAUUCUGCCAGUCAGUUAAAGUCUGUUUUUUCUUCAUAUAAUUAGUAAAGUUUAGGAAAUUAUUUUUAUUGCAUGUGGGUUUUUUGUGAUGAUAGGCUUAAUUGGCAUCUGUUUGUACCUGUCAAGUUCUUGCCUAAUGAA